Seminavis robusta is the source of this 1470-nucleotide messenger RNA. Lineage: Eukaryota; Bacillariophyta; Bacillariophyceae; Naviculales; Naviculaceae. The record is from the annotation of a GenBank genome assembly.
GAGUCGAGUCUCAGUCUCUAGCAGAGGUCAGUCGAGUGACGAGUCGAGUGACGAGUCUCAGUCGCGUUCAAAAUGGAGGCAAAUGUGCGUGCCACCGAGAGAAGACAAACAACAACAAUAACUCCAUCCCAACCUUCUCAUGAAGCACAAAGUAACCCCGUUGCCGCCAAACGUUUAUUGAUUUGCAGAUCAAUCACUUUCCUUCUCAUCUACAUCAAAGUAAUAGCAUCAUGCCGCCCCAUGGAAGCACUCUUCAUCGUCCAGCUACGCCUCCUGGUGUGCCACCACCUGAAGCCUAUCACGAAAAGUCCAAGCUUUCGUUUGGGGUAGUCUGUUCUUCGAAUAUCAAUCGUUCCAUGGAAGCCCAUUUGGUUUUGGGCAAUGCAGGGCUACGGGUAGAAAGCUAUGGAACUGGUUCCCAAGUCCGUCUACCAGGAAGAUCUGCGAUGGAACCACGCAUCUUCAAAUUUGGAACGCCCUACGCCGACAUGUACGGAUCACUGUCGGCCACUCCCGAAGACACUGCCUUUUUCCAGCGCAACGGAGUGCUGCAACUGUGUCGUCGUGGAGCUGCGGUCAAGCGAGCCCCUCAGCGGUGGCAAGAUGAAUCGUCUGAGUAUGUUGGACAACAUGAUGUGACAAUCUGCUUUGAAGAGCGUAUCUUUGAUGCCGUCAUUGAAGAUUUGCAAAUGCGAGAACCCACGCAAGACUUUGAACCGAUUCAUGUCAUUUGUUUGGAUACCAAAGAUAAUCCCCAUGAAGCCGCGAGACAAGGACAAGUGGCACUGGAUUUGUGCUGGCGUUUGGAAGCAGCUGCAGAUGAUUUGAUUUUCCGAGCCGCAGAGAUUGUAGAGGAAUUUCAAGAAGAGCGCAUGUCUCAUACUCCCAUCAAGGUCCUGUACCAACUGUGUUAUCUAUGAGGUUUAUGAUACUAUGAUACUGAUAUGGUCAUCCAUAUUGACCAGCCAAACAAUCUACUCGUAAAAACUCUCCGAUCAGUUGGCUACGUUUUACACUGUAGUCUAGUUUGUUGGUAUCAAUUGAAAGCUAGUAAGGUAUCAUUCUAAAGGGGCCAAGACACGGAAGCAAUCCUCUUCAUGUACCGUAGUAGAUUCGUACCAGCAGCAGCUUGUAGUACAUGGCUGGUGGCAGUCGCAGCAUAUCUUCCAAAGCCUCCCUGUAGAAGUGUGCCGGUAGUAAGAUAGAAUGCUUUUGGUUGCCGCCUUCGAACUCUACUACCAAUGUAGCCGUCCUGACCCCGAUGCUCAAGUCAAUCGUUUCUAAUUCUAUCCAGGUUGGUUGGUCGUAAUCAAAUAAAUGAACUCUUUUCCCCCUGCUGUACCAGACUACUGUUUGGAAACAACAAUUUAGCUUUGUCUCCACCUUUUGGCCAAUUGCGCCAUCGUACUGUACAGCACAGGUAAUUCCGGUAAUAUUUAAGCUCUGUUGGUUUACUUUCUCUUCCAUUUG